Molecule: messenger RNA, 2543 nt
Organism: Python bivittatus (Burmese python)
Lineage: Eukaryota; Metazoa; Chordata; Lepidosauria; Squamata; Pythonidae
Source: RefSeq, a predicted model, not a curated record
CAGAGCUGGUAUUCCUGUCCAGGAGAUUAUUAGAAGCUGGAAAACUGACCAUGGCUUGGAUCCUCCUGUUUUUGAACCUGGGAUUGGUGAUUGCAGGAGCUGCUUCAACUGAAAGCACCUCGUCCCCCGCGACGGAAACGGUCACCUCGGCUGAGACCCCCCACUUGUCCCCUGCAACGGAAACGACCACCACGGAAACAACUGCCACAGCUGAGACCCCCCACUCGUCCCCCGCGACGGAAACAAACGCCACAGCUGAGACCCCCCACCUGCCCCCCGCGACGGAAAAGGCCACCUCGGCUGUGACCUUUCACUCAACGACGAAGGAAAAGCCAACUACUGUUCCCGGAGUCUCUCUGUUGUCCCCCAUGGCAGAAACGGUCCCCUCAAUUGAGACCGCUCAUACAUCCCCUAAGACGAAACCAACCGACACAUCUACGGUGACCCCUGAAGUCAAGGCGACACGAACUUCAUCUCCAUCAUCAGAGGUUUCCAGAAAACCAUCACCUACCCCCAGCAGAGCUUCCAGUGCGGUAACCACCACGCCACCUUUCUUGCCACUGACAGCUCUUGGUAUCAGCUACCGCAUCACCAAUAGGGAAUUCAACGAUUCCUUACAGGAUCCAAACAGUGGAUAUUACAUCGCACUGCAAAUUGUAAUCGGAAAGAUGUAUAGAAACGUUUACAGCUGUAGUUCGUGCCCAUUUGGUUAUACAGGCUUCAGGAUAAUCUUAUUCAGUCAAGGUUCUGUGGCAGUGCAAUCUGAGUUAUUCUUCCACAACAAGACUACCCUGUCAAUGGCUCAAUUACAGGAACGUUUGAGGAAUGCGAACACCACAGACUUGGAAGGGUUAGAGCUGAAAGACGUGAAAGUCAGCGCCACCAAUCCGAUAAUCUCUGCCCCUGAGACGGUUCCAGGCUGGGGCAUUGCUCUCCUCGUCCUCGUUUGCAUCCUUGUGUUCGUCAUGCUCCUCGCGUUAUUGUGGCUGCUCAUCUACUGGUGUCGACGGAAGCACCGGGGAAGCCUGGAACUGCUCAGCAGCAAAGACUCGUACCACCCCAUGAACGAGUACCCCACUUACCAGACCCACAGCCGGUACAUGGCCCCCGGCAACAAGCAAAACCCUUACAACGAGACUCUUCCCAAAAACGGUGCCAGGCCUUUCUCUUACACCAACCCUGCCAUGGCCAACGAUGACCUGUAGGGGGCGCACUUCCUACCGCCGGACUUUGGAGGGGGGGAUCGGAAAAUUGAACUCGGGCAAGGAAAGUUCAUUUUUUGGACUCCGCUGGAACGGCUGCCAGGCUCCUGAGAAAGGGGGGCUAUAUUUCGGCUCCCCUUGCCCCUCCAUUUGCCGCGAGCAGGAUGACGGAUGGUUCUUCUCAGGGGAACUGGGUCUCUGGGCCACCAACGAGCUGCCAUGAAUGCGUUGGGAGCAACGCCGAGACAAUGAGGACUAGAUGCUUUUAGCGACUUAUUGACCCCGCUGGCCGUUUCCUCCCAAGCAGGGAAAGGAGCACUCCCGGCCAGUGGAAGUCCCUGCCACGAGGAUCUCGCCGGGAACCCAAACCAAUGAACUCUCUUGGGCUGGGCGCGUCCACUCUCCGGAAAGACUUCUUCACUUUAUUAAUUUAUGGCCAAUCUUUACGGUAUUAAUUUAUGUGGGGGGAAGUCCCCUAGCCGGAGAAGGUGCCCCUGCGUCUCUCUUCUGCCUUUGGGGAAGAGGAGGUGGAGGUGGAAGGUUUUAGGGGGCUGCGAUUUUGUGGGUUUUUCGUGGCCUCCCCCCUCCCAGUCCCUCACCCCCCUCGAAAGGAAGAGUUCCUGAGAAGCCAGCCUUGGAGACAUGAAGGAACGGAGCGAAUGAGGUUCAAAAGAUGGGCGGGCAUCUUUCCUUGCACGUCCCCAACCUUCCCCGGCCCCCCAACAGCCUUUCACACCCUUAAUUUGAACAUGGAUAAAUAGGAAGCAAAGCACCGGUGGGGAAAGAUCUUCGAGGUCAUCUAGUCCAACCCCCCAAAGCAGAAGCCUCUCUGGCAGAGGAGCGUCCUUCCUCCGUAGCGAAGAACGUCCCACUUCCCGUGGCACCCUCAUCCUGGCCCCGCCGGGUCUUUCGGGGAACGGGCGGCCUACCAGCCAAAUAAGGACAUUCUUAAAAAAUAAAAAAAUAAUGGGAAGACAAGGAGAAUCUAGGAUCCCCGAAAUCUUUCGGGAGGCUGGCUUUGCUUCUUCUCCACCGGUUCCAGAUGACGAUUUAGCAUUUCUCAGACUUGGCCACUUUAAGAAGGGUGGACUUCAACUCCCAGCACCUUCUUCGUAAACAUCCUGGGCAGUUUUAUCUGCCAGGGGAAGGAUAAAGGGAGCCCCAAUUCUUGAUUUCAGAGGGGGCCAUCUCUGCCCCCCCAGGCUUAGGAUGGGUGGGAAUCGGGGAACGGUGGGGUCUUGAUUAUGGAUCAACAGAGCCCUGAAGCCAGCAAGGUGGGCAUCCUUGGGAAAUUAUGUAUUUCAUGACUUUGUAGAAUAAAAUAAACUCCUUUGACAUUGA